Messenger RNA from Effrenium voratum, 1257 nucleotides. Lineage: Eukaryota; Dinophyceae; Suessiales; Symbiodiniaceae. The record is from the annotation of a GenBank genome assembly.
UGGCAAUCCAUUGUGCCAGCCAGUUGAAGAGGAAGCAGGGUUUGAGCCCGCUGGCUCUCUUGAAUCAUGUGGCGCGUGUGUGUUGCUUCUGCGCUUGUUGCGCGGGCCGCCGCCGGGCCCCCUGCCAGCUUCAUGCUGAUCAGCGGAGUUACUUCGCCGCAGGAAAUGUGCCUUGUCGGUUCAGGCGCUGCUGCGUAUCUGGACGCUUGCAGCGACUCUGUGGCUGCCAUGGACGGACGUGAAAUUUGGAGCUUGACGCCUGGUGGCGCGCUAACGAAUGCUGGCUCUGGUAAGUGCUUGGGCGCUACAGUUGACCGUGCUGCUGCUGGCGAGGUCUUGACGCUUGCAGCGUGUGAUGGUUUGCAGGACAAGUGGGAGCUGCAAGGCAAUGGUCAAGUGAAGCUUGGUGCUGGCGGUGUGUGCUUGAGCCAAACAGGGCUGGCUCCUCAAGUUGCCGAUGCCGCAGCAGGGGCGUCUGUUGUUGCAAGCUCAACGCUGGACUCUGGGCAUGGGGCUGUGCUUGCUGUAGACGGCGUGGCCUCAAGUUUUUGGGCCUCUAAGCUGGACGAGCCGGGGCCUGUGAUCUUAGCUGUUGACUUGGGAGAGCCAGCGCACGUGUCUGCGCUUGUUGUGGAUUUCGAGUACGCGCCGUCUACCUUCUCAGUGCAGGUCAGCGCUGAUGGAAGUCGCUGGACAGAUGUGUUCUCAACAGACUCCAACGCCCUGCAGCGCGUGAAGGUGCCCUUGCCAGGCACAGCGCUUGCGCGCGGGGUAAAGCUUGUGAUGACCAAGCCGCACCCAGUGCAUGGCUCGUUGGGCGGCCGGCAGCUGUACGGCGUGCGUUCCUUGGAAGUGCGGGGGCCAGCGAUGCAGGCUGUGUUGGAGUCCUGCGCCGUAGCUGCAAAGAGUGGGGACGCUCGAGACAAAUACUUUGCAGUUGCUGUGGAGUCCUACGAUGCUGGCACCGGCGCUGCCUUGCGAUCGGAGCUGCCUGCUUUAGAGUCCGCUGACGCUGCUUUGUCCGCCGCAGUAGUGGAGCUGGCAGAAGCUCUGCCCUUGAUUCCUUCGUGCAAAUCAGGCCGCGCAGCGUCUCUACAGUCCAUGUCCGCCUCUGCGGGCUUGCGCCGCGCGGCCGCUAAGACUGGCAGCAGCUCAGAGUUGGACGCGACGCAGAAGGAAGCCCUUUUCCAGGAAGCAAAGCUCACAGUUGUGGCAGCGCGCAGCGCAAUGCAGGUUUGAGGCAAGCAGAAACACAGU